Messenger RNA from Hevea brasiliensis (rubber tree), 2974 nucleotides. RefSeq names its product putative receptor-like protein kinase At3g47110. NCBI's taxonomy places the organism in Eukaryota, Viridiplantae, Streptophyta, Magnoliopsida, Malpighiales, Euphorbiaceae. The record is from RefSeq and is a predicted model, not a curated record. Gene Ontology annotation, molecular function: ATP binding; protein binding; protein kinase activity. The coding region runs from base 1 to 2832 and encodes 943 amino acids. The transcript is spliced from 3 exons. Gene Ontology annotation, biological process: protein phosphorylation.
AUGCUCUGCUUCCAACCUGCUGUUUGUCUCACUAAAUUGGGAAAUGAGACUGAUAGGCUUGCUCUUCUGGAAUUCAAAUACAAGAUAAGCAAUGAUCCGAAUGGCAUCUUCAGCUCAUGGAAUGACUCUGUCCACUUCUGCAAAUGGGAAGGAGUUACUUGUGGCCCCAAACAUCAGAGAGUUACGUCUCUAAAUCUGCAGGGGUUGAGCUUGUCAGGGAACAUAUCUCCAUAUACAGGGAACCUCACCUUCUUGAGGUUCCUCAGCCUUAGUGACAAUAGAUUCCAUGGAGAAAUUCCUCAAGAAGUUGGUCACCUCUUCAGAUUGAGAUAUCUCAACCUGACGAAUAACCCAUUGAGGGUGAAAUUCCAGGGAAAGAUUCCAACUGAAUUGGGACACUUAACAAGCUUAACUUUGCUUGAGCUCGGAGUCAAUAAUCUGAGUGGUACAAUACCUCCUACCCUUUACAAUAUCUCAUCCAUCAGUGCCAUUGGUACAACAUAUAAUCAUUUAAGUGGCAGUCUCCCCGCAAACAUUGGCCUAACUCUUCCUAACCUGCAACAACUGCUCUUAGCUGAAAAUGGAUUUUAUGGAACUAUCCCAGAAUCAUUGGCCAACGCUUCUCAGCUUUGGCUUAUUGACAUAUCUACCAACAGUUUCACGGGACCAGUUCCGACUAAUCUGGGAAAUCUCAAGGGUCUUGAACAGCUUCAUGUGGAGUUCAAUUUCUUCGGAAGCAACACAAGUCAAGAUUUGAGUUUUUUACCAUCUCUGGCCAACUGCAGCCGUCUACAACAACUAUAUUUUGAUGGAAACAAUAUUGGUGGUACAUUAUCUAGCUCCAUUGGCAAUCUCUCUACCCUUGUUCAACUAGGCCUAGGACGAAAUCCAAUAUCAGGAACAAUCCCAGAAGAGGUAGGGAAUCUUGUGAAUUUGUUUCGAUUAGAUAUGGAUGGAAACCUUUUGACAGGUAGCAUUCCCAUUUCUCUUGGAAAGAUUCAAAAGCUGGAAAGGCUAACCUUAAAUGACAAUAUACUUUCUGGAAAAAUCCCAGUAUCCCUGGGUAACAUCACCAAAAUGUAUUGGCUUCAUUUAGCAGGAAACAAAUUAGAAGGAAAUAUAACCCCAAGUCUUGGAAGCUGCAAAAAUCUUCGUUUCCUGGAUGUAUCAAGAAAUAAGCUCACGGGCAUCAUACCCAAACAAAUCCUUGGACUUUCUUCUCUAUCAGAAACUCUUAACUUAUCACAGAACUCAUUUACAGGUCCCUUACCGUUAGAAGUUGGCAACUUGAAAAGUAUCAAUGCAUUAGAUGUCUCAGAGAACAAACUCUAUGGGGAAAUUCCUAGGACAAUUGGUGAUUGUUCUAGGCUAGAAAUCAUUAACAUGCAGGGUAACUUCCUGCAAGGAGCCAUUCCCUCAUCUUUUAAUUCUUUGAGAGGUCUCCAACGAAUAGAUCUGUCCAGAAACCACUUGUCAGGAAAUAUUCCUAAUGAGUUAGAGAAGCUUAUCUUCUUGCGAUAUUUAAAUCUUUCAAACAAUAAUUUUGAGGGUGAGGUACCAAAAAUGGGAGUUUUCAGCAACGCAAGUGCAUUUUCACUCGUUGGAAAUAGGAAUCUUUGCGGAGGUAUCCCUGAGUUGCAGCUGCCAGCAUGCCUCGUCAAGGAAGAAAAACACAGAAGGCCUUCCAUUGUCAUAAUCCUCACCACAACCAUCAGUUCAUUUCUGUUAGUCGCGAUAUUGACGUCCUUGUGUGUUUACUAUAGACGGAAGUCGAAAAAAAGUACCAUUUUUUCAACUUUUUCAGUGGAUAAGCUUCCUCAAAUUUCGUACAAAGAACUCCUGAAAGCAACUGGCGGAUUCUCUUCAGAAAACUUAAUUGGACGAGGCACUUUUGGCUCAGUAUACAAGGCAAGUCUUGAUCAGCAGGGAGAAUGUUUUGUUGCUGUAAAGGUACUCAACCUUCAGCAACAUGGAGCUUCCAAGAGCUUCAUUGCUGAGUGCAAAGCAUUGAAAAACAUCCGGCACAGGAAUCUUGUUAAAAUCUUGACGUACUGCUCCAGCAUUGAUUUUAAAGGCAAUGAUUUCAAAGCUCUGGUGUUUACAUUCAUGGAAAAUGGUAGUUUGGAAAUGUGGUUGCAUCCAGAGGAAAAUGGUUAUAGUCAGACAAGGAAAUUAAACUUUCUUCAAAGACUAUGCAUUGCCCUUGAUGUGGCUUCUGCCUUGCAUUAUCUUCAUGACCAUUGUGAGACACCGAUUGUUCAUUGUGACUUGAAGCCAAGCAAUAUUCUUCUUGACACUGACAUGACUGCUCAUGUUGGUGACUUUGGAUUAGCAAGGCUCCUUUCUCAAAGCAACAAAAAUCCUUUUCAAAGCCAAAGUUUCUCAACUGGGAUAAAGGGAACAAUUGGCUACAUGGCUCCAGAAUAUGGAGUAGGCAGCAGUGUGACAACUUACGGAGAUGUGUAUAGCUUUGGAAUACUCUUGCUAGAGAUGUUCACAGGAAAGAGACCAACUCAUGAUGUUUUUACAAAUGGCUUAGAUCUCCACAACUUUGUUAAGGCUAAGGUCCCAGGACAAGUCAUGCAGGUUGUGGAUCCCACGUUAUUCACUCCAAGAAUAGUGGGGGCAGCUACAGCAGCUGCAGCAGCAGAAAAUAUGGAUGAUGAUGAAACUAUUGAAGAUAGUAUACAAGAAUGUAUUGUAUCAGUCCUUCAAAUUGGACUUGCAUGCUCUAUAGAAGUGCCAAAAGAUCGAAUGAAUAUGAAAGACGUAACAAGCAAACUAAAUGCCAUCAAGGAUGCUUUCGUUCAUAGAGACCAGAAACAAGUUUAGCAUGGAUUUGAUAUAUUGCAGAAGCGCAGCUUCUGCAAUGAGAUGUAGAGCCCCAGAAAAUAGCAGUUUUUCCAUUUCACAUAAAAAGAAUUAAAGAAUGUUUAACUUCAUAAUCUUUCUACACCGUAUUACUUCUUAUUUA